AUGCUGGAACGUUGGGGUUCACAUGCGUAUGGCUUCUUCGAUCCGCGGCCUGCUGUCAAGGAAAUCCAGGGUCGUCGUGCCCAUGUCUUCCGAUGCUCGGCGACAAUCUGUCGGGGUUCUACAAGAAAUGUUAAUCGCUUCCUCAACACGGGUGAUGUAUCGUCCACGAGCAACUUACUCAAGCAUGCCACAAAAUGCUUCGGGCACGAAGCUGUUGAUCGCGCGCGCAACAACAAGCUCUCAGCGGAGCAAGUGCGGGCGAAUAUUGUCAAGGCGACGACAAGUGAAAGCAUCAAUAAGUACUUCAAAGCCACCAGUAAGAACACGGUCACGUACUCACAUCGGCAGCUUACUGCGUCCGAGACACGGUGCGAGUUUGUCCGGUGGUGUGCUGAGUCGUACCGCCCAUUUGAGAUCGUCAAGGACACGCACCUUCAAGUUAUCUUGAAAUCAGGACGACCGGGGUUCAUGGUUCCGUCGCCGAGCACGGUUGCGCGCGAUACCAAAUUGCUGUUCGCUCGUACACGCCGGCGUCUUCGUCGUCUACUUUGCGACUACGAUGGUCGGCUCAGCAUUGCAACGGACUGCUGGACGUCUCCGAACGGCCACGCGCUCAUGGCCAUCACGGUGCAUGUGGUCCAUGAGAAUGCACCUAUGUGCUUGGUUCUUGAUAUUGUCGAGAUACCCAAGGUAUAUAAUUUGAUCUGCUAG
Epithele typhae is the source of this 711-nucleotide messenger RNA. RefSeq lists its product as uncharacterized. The transcript is spliced from 3 exons. NCBI's taxonomy places the organism in Eukaryota, Fungi, Basidiomycota, Agaricomycetes, Polyporales, Epitheliaceae. Bases 1 to 711 code for a protein of 236 amino acids. The record is from RefSeq and is a predicted model, not a curated record.